GGAAGCGCCUCUGAAGCUGCGAGUCAUUGUGGAAGAGAAUGACUUCAGAAAACUUGUUCUCCAUUCAGGAAAGCCAAACACUUUGAUGGACUUGCACAAUGCAAUUCAAGAUGCAUUUGGAAUUGAAGGAGACUUUCGCAUUCAGUUCAUGGAUCCUGACUUCAAUAAUGAGUUUAUGAACAUUACAUCAGUGCACGACAUUCAAGACAGAAGUACAAUUAAGCUUGUGUACAUUCAAAAUGCUGGAGGUAUGAGUCCAUUUUCUUCAAGGCUGAAUACUCCAAGCACUCCUGGGUCUUCUGAAAGUCCAGACGACAUUCAGUCAUCUCACAGUGCAUCCUCAUUGUCCUCAUCUGACUCAGAUGCUGCCAGCAUUCUCUCACAUUCAGACAGCGAGCUGAGAACACGUCCGUGGCCACGUGAAUUCACUGUUCCUCUUUUUCCGUACGAUGUAGAAGUGCAGCUUAAGCGUGGAAAUGAGACCUUCAGAGAAACUAGCACUACAAUGAAGAUUACUCCAGGACUGAAAUCUGACAUACUUGAGAGGCUGGCGGAAGACAUUUUCCAGUUUACAGCAUAUCCACAAAAUCACCACAUGGAUAACGUAGCAGAGGCCCUUGUCAAGAAAUUUCCCUGUUUGCGAGACACAUCUGCCACUGGUUACUAUGGGUGGAUAAUUAGCCUGAAAUAUAAAAUGGCAAAUUACAGGACAAAGAUGCGAAAUAUUGGCUGUCCUGAAGUGACUGUAAAUGCUUUGAAAAACAAAUCCAGUGAUGAAUGCCUCCCAGCCAAAAAUGUAAAAAAGGCUAGAAAGGCUGAGGUCAACUAUUGCCCUUCACACCCUGCUGGAGAAACAGAAGAAAGUCUGGAAACUGUGCGAGUUGAACUUCUGAAUGAUGUCAGACAAAGAAACAGUAGAUCUAAUGUAAGAGAGAAGAUGUCUAGAACAUUCUCCUACCGAAGAAAAGAGGUGGUGCAAGGGAAUCCAGAUGCUGGAGAGUUUAAACUCAAGUGGCCUGCACUUUUCCAGAUUGAUGAGAUAAAUGCUGAAUUCCAGCGUAUUACAACAUGUCCACUUGAGACAACCUUCAUGGCACAGUUGGACAGCCUUCUGCCUCAGCUGACAUCCAUUUUCCAGAAGAAGGGAGGUGUUGCUGGCCAGAAGCUAUCAAAACAUCUGCAGAUCUUACAAGAGGCUACAAGUGAUGUUCAUCUGAAAAGGGCAGCAGUCCUCAAGGCACUCUGUGUCUAUCUUGGUGAGGAUGACAGACAUCUUAUCUACGAGUACAUGGACAUCGACGGAAAUGACAUCCAGAGGGACAUGCAGGUGGCCGCCAUGGGCAUUUACGUGAUCAAGAAGGAGGGUGGAGAGAGUGGACAAUAUGAUGACAUUGGAAUUUUUGUUGAUGGGGUGAUAAUUCUGGACAACAUUGGAUCUGCAGCCCAAGCUUGCGCAGUGAUGCUUGGAGUAAUCUAUGCACUGAACCUGGCCUACCCAAAGGAGCUGAGACGCUACUACGAAUUCAUUCAAAAAGUGCUCAUGGGUCUGGAUGGGGAUAAGCUCUCCCCCAAAGUCCAUGGGUUGCAGAACAAAAUCCGUGUUGGACCAUAGGAAUGCUUCAGCCACAGUUGCAAAGACAAAGUUGUUUUUGUCCUUGUUUAUUGGAAGUGAUGUGAAAUGCUGAAACAAGUACGAGGAGAGUAUUUGCACAUAGUUGAGUACGACACACUAAAUUUACUUAUAGCCAGCCUGUUCUACCUGAUGGGGCAGCAAGAAAAGACCCUAAUAUUCCCCAAGUCAUAUUUGCUUUCAUAAAAUGUACUAUAUUUUGUUUAACUUUUUUUGGAAGUCUCUGCAGUGUAUUGCAUCAGAGCCAGAAGACCUGUGUUUUUUGUUUUCCUUCCUGUGAACCAUUCUGCCAUGGUUUCUUUUGAGUUUUCUCAUAAUGAAUGGUGCUGGCUUAUGUUUUUUUUGUUACUGAUGGAUUUGCUCGGAAUGGUCUCACAUCAGGAACACUUUUUAAAAAAAUAUAUUUUAAAGGCUGCACUUAAAUAUGUGCCAGAAUUUAUGUUUACAGAAUGUGAAGUUUUAUUCUUGUCCUAUAUAUAUAUAUAUA
Molecule: messenger RNA, 2117 nt
Organism: Acanthochromis polyacanthus (spiny chromis)
Lineage: Eukaryota; Metazoa; Chordata; Actinopteri; Pomacentridae
Exons: 4
Coding region: 86-1612 (508 amino acids)
Source: RefSeq, a predicted model, not a curated record